Chanos chanos (milkfish) is the source of this 2476-nucleotide messenger RNA. RefSeq names its product carnitine O-acetyltransferase a (gene crata). Gene Ontology annotation, cellular component: peroxisome. The coding region runs from base 158 to 2053 and encodes 631 amino acids. The record is from RefSeq and is a predicted model, not a curated record. Lineage: Eukaryota; Metazoa; Chordata; Actinopteri; Gonorynchiformes; Chanidae. The transcript is spliced from 14 exons. Gene Ontology annotation, biological process: carnitine metabolic process, CoA-linked. Gene Ontology annotation, molecular function: carnitine O-acetyltransferase activity.
CUUGCAGACGGUAUAGUUUUGGCACGGGGGGAGAUUGAAAAACCCGUCCUCAGAGGUCUGAAAAUAUGGUGUACCACAGUUACGAAUGGGUGACCGAAUGAUUUCUGUCCUCUAAACAGAUUCCGGUUUUUUGGGGGGCGUUUCAGGGAAAUUCAGUAUGUUGUGUGUUCUGACGAGGACGAUGGUGAAGGCCGGGAUGAUGAAGUCCCCCGGCCUGGUGAAGCCGGUGUCGGUCACCAAGGUGGCUGGACGCUACCUGGCACAUCAGGAAGGCUUGCCCAAACUGCCCUUGCCCGCGCUCCAGCAGACGUGUGAACGUUAUCUGACCGCUCUGGAGCCGAUCGUGGAGGAAGAGGAGCUGAAGCAUACCCGGGAACUGGUGACCAAGUUCCAGAUGCCUGGCGGAGUCGGAGAGAGGUUGCAGAUGGGUCUGGUACAUCGAGCUCAGAAGAUGGAGAACUGGCUGUCAGACUGGUGGUUACAAACAGCCUAUCUGGACUACAGAAUGCCUGUGGUCAUACACUCCAGUCCUGGGGUAGUUCUUCCACGUGUGGAGUUUAACGACAGACAAGGCCAAAUGAGAUAUGCUGCCAAACUGAUCGCUGGAGUUUUAGACUUUAAGACAAUGAUUGACAAUGAAACUUUACCUGUGGAACACCUGGGAGGGAAGCCACUGUGUAUGAACCAAUACUAUCAGGUGCUGUCAUCCUGUCGUAUCCCAGGAAUCAAGAGGGACUCUGUGGUCAAUUACGCCCAGAGCAAGAGACCGCCCACACACAUCACUGUGGUGCACAACUUCCAGUUCUUCGUGCUGGACGUGUAUAACAGUGAUGGGACUCCACUGACCGUGGAUCAGAUUUACAAUCAGCUGGAGAAGAUCUGGAACUCCUCCCUACAGACCAACAAGGAGCCAAUCGGCAUCCUCACUUCCAACCACCGCAACAGCUGGGGCAAAGCCUACAACAACCUCAUUAAAGAUAAGACUAAUAAGGAGUCUGUCCGGGCCAUUCAAAAGAGCAUCUUCACCAUUUGUCUGGACGCCCCGAUGCCCCGCGUCUCCGAUGAGAUGUACCGCAGUCGUGCAGCCGUCCAGAUGCUGCAUGGGGGUGGCAGCCGAUGGAACAGUGGGAACCGUUGGUUUGACAAAACUCUUCAGUUUAUUAUUGGAGAAGAUGGAUCAUGUGGAGCUAUUUAUGAACACGCCCCUGCCGAGGGCCCGCCCAUCAUCGCUUUAAUUGACCACGUAGUGGAAUACACGAGAAAGUCAGAGAUGGUCCGCACACCAAUGGUCCCACUUCCUAUGCCUCGGAAACUCCGCUUCAACAUCACGCCGGAGAUCAAACAGGACAUCGAGGACGCCAAACAAAAUAUGAACAUAAUGGUCCACGAUUUAGACAUGAGAGUCGCUGUGUUUUCCCAUUUUGGCAAAAACUUCCCAAAGUCCCAGAAGAUGAGCCCUGAUGCCUUCAUUCAGAUAGCUCUCCAGCUGGCCUAUUACAGGAUGUAUAAGCGUUGCUGUGCGACGUAUGAGAGCGCCUCUCUCCGUAUGUUCAGACUGGGCCGGACCGACACCAUCCGCUCUGCCUCCAUCGACUCCGCCCGCUUUGUGAAGGCCAUGGAUGAUCCCAUAGUGCCGAGCACAGAGAAGGUGUCCCUGAUGGAGAAGGCGGUUAGAGCCCACAGAGGCUACACUGACAUGGCCAUCCGUGGACAGGCCAUCGACAGGCACCUGUUAGGGCUGAAGCUACAGGCCAUUGAGGAUCUGUCCGCGUUGCCCGAGAUUUUUAUGGACACAUCAUAUGCUGUCGCACUGCACUACAACCUCUCCACCAGCCAGGUGCCAUCAAAGACCGAUUGUGUGAUGUGUUUUGGGCCCGUGGUUCCGGACGGUUAUGGUGUCUGCUAUAACCCGAUGGAGAGUCACAUCAACUUUGCCGUGUCUGCAUUCAACAGCUGCGCAGACACCAACGCAGCCAGAAUGGCCCACUCUCUGGAGGAUGCGCUGCUGGACAUGAGAGGCCUGCUGGAGCAGACGCCCAAAGCCAAACUGUGACGCACGCCCCUCAGUGGCCACGCCCAUUUCUCCACACGAACACUUCACACUGACAACAGAUCAGGGACUCGUCAGGCAUUUCAGAGAUUUUCACCCACAUCACUGACGUGUCUGAUAUGAAAUUAUUCACAUUUAUUCUGUCGUCUGUUCCUGAGGCCCUGCUUUGUUUGUUUUUUUGUUUUUUUUUAAAUGUUCAGCUGUUUGGAACUGGACUUAAGGUACUACAGGUGUGAUCUGGUUUAGUAACUAACCUCUUUAUCAUCCUUUGGCAUUAAACAUUGCAUUUUAAUACUGAAUUUGAAUGACAAAACAUGGUGAGAAAGUUUCUGUCUAAAAAUAUCAUUACUUUAAUUAUCAAUCAAAUGAAUUGAUAAUAAUGAUUUAUGAAGACACUAGAAGAAUUAAAGGAGUUCUUUAAUGCUC